AUGGUGGAUGAUCCGGACUGGGCGGCCAUUGAGGCCUCUCUCAUCCGGUGGUUCUACCUCACCGUCUCCCCGGACAUCUUCCACACGGUCGUCUCGGAGGAUGACGACGCGUGUGCCGUAUGGACCAAGAUCAACAACCUCUUCACCGAUAACAAGCUUCAACGUCUUGUGUUUUUGCAGCAGGAAUUUUUCGGGUGCCACCAAGAUGAUUCCUCCAUCGAUGACUACUGCAUGCGUCUCAAGCGCCUCGCCGAUGAGCUCCGUGAUAUCAGCGCCAAGGUGUCGGACGCGCUCAUGCUUAGCACCCUCACCGCCGGCCUCAAUGAGGACUUCGGCAACGUGGCUUCGAACCUCUCCCUGCUGCCAAACCCGACUUUCCAGUCCGUCACCGCGUACUUACGCUUGGAGGAACAGCGGAUGAAGAAGGUCAAGGCCCGCGUCCACCACACCGCCCUCGCCGCCGGGACAUCUCGCGGGCCGCCGCAGCCCGCCCCACCCCAACCGCGUCCGCCGGCGCCACCGGGGUACUACCCCCUCCCGCCCACUCCGCCCGCACCUCCCGCUCCUCAGCAGCAGCAGCAGGGCGGGGGCGGCGGCCGCCACAACAGGCGUCGUGGGGGAGGGGGCGGCGGUCGUUCCCAGCAGCAGCAGCACCAGCCGCCCGGGUACGGGGGGGGGGGGGCAGCGCCAACAUCAGCCCUCCCCGCCCUGGGCCGUUGGCCCUAA
Aegilops tauschii subsp. strangulata is the source of this 726-nucleotide messenger RNA. The record is from RefSeq and is a predicted model, not a curated record. Lineage: Eukaryota; Viridiplantae; Streptophyta; Magnoliopsida; Poales; Poaceae.